Molecule: messenger RNA, 1930 nt
Organism: Zootoca vivipara (common lizard)
Lineage: Eukaryota; Metazoa; Chordata; Lepidosauria; Squamata; Lacertidae
Gene: CCT2
Product: chaperonin containing TCP1 subunit 2
Biological process (GO): protein folding
Cellular component (GO): chaperonin-containing T-complex; cytosol
Molecular function (GO): ATP binding; ATP hydrolysis activity; ATP-dependent protein folding chaperone
Source: RefSeq, a predicted model, not a curated record
UUGAAUCCGCUAGAACGCGCAGCUGCGGCUCCGGGCACGAGGCGGCUGGGAAGAUUCGAGUAGCGGCCUGGAAGCCCGACCGCGCCGUCAACAUGGCAUCCUUAUCCCUAGCACCUGUGAAUAUUUUCAAGGCUGGUGCUGAUGAAGAGAGAGCAGAGACAGCCCGUUUGUCAUCUUUUGUUGGGGCUAUUGCCAUUGGAGAUCUAGUUAAAAGCACGUUGGGACCUAAGGGCAUGGACAAGAUUCUCCUCAGUACUGGAAGAGAAGGCACAGUGACAGUAACCAAUGAUGGGGCAACUAUCUUAAAAGCUAUUGGAGUGGACAACCCUGCAGCCAAGGUUUUGGUUGAUAUGUCCAAGGUUCAAGAUGACGAAGUUGGAGAUGGAACUACUUCAGUAACUGUUCUGGCAGCUGAAUUGCUAAGGGAGGCAGAAUUAUUGAUUGCCAGAAAAAUCCACCCUCAGAUCAUUAUUGCAGGUUGGAGAGAAGCCACAAAAGCAGCAAGAGAAGCCUUGGUGAAAUCUGCUGUGGAUCAUGGGGGAGAUGAAGCUUCAUUUCACAAAGACUUAAUGAAUAUUGCAGAAACCACACUCUCUUCAAAAUUGCUUACUCAUCAUAAAGAUCACUUUGCAAAACUUGCAGUAGAUGCUGUCCUUAGGCUGAAGGGAUCUGGUAACCUGGAAGCUAUUCAUAUCAUCAAGAAACUAGGAGGAAGUCUAAUAGACUCCUACUUGGAUGAAGGUUUUCUGUUGGAUAAAAAAAUUGGAGUCAACCAGCCAAAAAGGAUUGAAAAUGCAAAAAUCCUUAUCGCAAAUACUGGCAUGGAUACUGAUAAAAUUAAGAUAUUUGGCUCCCGUGUAAGAGUGGAUUCCACGGCAAAGGUGGCAGAAAUUGAACAAGCAGAAAAAGAGAAAAUGAAGGAGAAGGUUGAACGUAUUCUGAAGCAUGGAAUAAACUGCUUUAUCAACAGGCAAUUGAUCUAUAACUACCCAGAACAGAUGUUUGCUGCUGCUGGUGUUAUGGCUAUUGAACAUGCAGAUUUUGCUGGAGUUGAACGUCUAGCUCUUGUUACAGGUGGUGAAAUUGCUUCAACUUUUGACCAUCCAGAAUUGGUAAAGCUAGGAAGCUGCAAGCUGAUUGAAGAAGUCAUGAUUGGUGAAGAUAAACUUCUUCAUUUCUCUGGAGUUGCCAUGGGUGAAGCAUGCACUGUAGUUCUGCGUGGUGCAACACAACAGAUCAUAGAUGAAGCGGAAAGAUCUCUGCAUGAUGCACUGUGUGUUCUUGCCCAGACUGUAAAAGAUACUAGAACAGUGUAUGGUGGAGGCUGCUCAGAGAUGUUAAUGGCUAAUGCUGUCUGGGAGCUUGCAAAGAGAACACCAGGCAAGGAAUCUGUAGCAAUGGAGUCCUUUGCUAAGGCCUUGAGUACGCUCCCAACUAUCAUCGCUGAUAAUGCUGGCUAUGACAGUGCAGAUUUGGUUUCCCAGCUUCGUGCUGCUCAUAUUGAAGGGAAAACUACAUAUGGACUUGACAUGAAGGAGGCUACCAUUGCAGACAUGGCAACUCUGGGAGUGGUGGAAAGCUUUCAAGUGAAACGGCAAGUUUUGCUGAGUGCUGCUGAAGCUGCAGAGGUGAUUCUCCGUGUCGAUGAUAUUAUUAAAGCAGCUCCAAGGAAAAGAGUACCAGAUCGUUAUCCGUGUUGAGUAUUCCAUGGUCAGUAAGAACACGUGGACCAGAAGUUUGCAAAAUACGUUGUGCACUUCAGACCGAUUUGAAGAAUAAAGGGAUGGAAUUUAGAGCUUUGGCAUGUGAUCAGUCUUUUGUUGGUUUAACUUAUAUCGUUUCAAAAAGACCAAUUCAUUCUUAUUGUAUAACAUCUAUACUUCCCCACCAUCCUCUUUGUAGUAUCCCAUAAUAAAAGUUUCAAAUCUGU